AUGUUUUCAGAGAAAUGCUCUGAAUGCUGGCGUAAACGCUCCAAUCCAGCGCAACAGCUCCUCCCUACAGAGAUAGAAGGUGACUGGCAGAAACUGGCCAUUGAUCUUGUUACCAUUGAGGGAGCCACGUUCCUGUCUGGUAUUGAUUAUGGUUCUCGCUGGCCAGAGCUUCUACCACUGUCCAAUACUACGACAACGGGAGUGAUCGACAAGCUGAUGGAGUUGUUCGCACGGUUUGGUCUGCCUUCAACACUCGUCUCGGAUUGGGGCCCACAGUUUGCAUCCACCGAGAUGUCCAAGUUUCUCGCUCAGUUGGGUGUUGAGCAUUGCAAGUCUAGCCCCUGGUAUGCCCUCUCUAACGGUAUGGUGGAGCGACUACAACGUCUGGUGAAAAAACGAGUUGCAAGUCUGAGACCUCAUCUACCGCUACACCGCCGCAUCACUCAAGUCUUGUUCGACAUUCGCAAUUCGCGGCACCGGAUGCUAGGUACAUCGCCUAGCAAAGCGUUGUUUAGCAGAGUCAUUCGGACACGGGUUCCAGCAUCCAUCACCCCACAGAUCAUCAACCCAUCUGAGUAG
Molecule: messenger RNA, 579 nt
Organism: Sycon ciliatum
Lineage: Eukaryota; Metazoa; Porifera; Calcarea; Leucosolenida; Sycettidae
Exons: 1
Coding region: 1-579 (192 amino acids)
Biological process (GO): DNA integration
Molecular function (GO): nucleic acid binding
Source: RefSeq, a predicted model, not a curated record